AUGAACCUCGCAUACACGGAAAUGAGGAGUGUUCUGUCCAGGAUCAAUUGGCAUUCUGAGAUGAGACUUUCUAGUGAGAAUAGAAGGUGGAUCGAGUUGCAGGAGGCGAGGGUUGUUUGGGAAAAGCCUGCGUCCAAGAUGUGUUGCCACCUCGGGAAUCGCUUGCGUCAAAAGCCUAGGAGACACUUCUUGGGCGGGGUAUGA
This is a messenger RNA of Colletotrichum costaricense, 204 nucleotides long. Its product is annotated as cytochrome P450 monooxygenase. Lineage: Eukaryota; Fungi; Ascomycota; Sordariomycetes; Glomerellales; Glomerellaceae. The transcript is spliced from 2 exons. The record is from RefSeq and is a predicted model, not a curated record. Bases 1 to 204 code for a protein of 67 amino acids.